Wallemia ichthyophaga EXF-994 is the source of this 648-nucleotide messenger RNA. RefSeq names its product ADP-ribosylation factor-related protein 1. NCBI's taxonomy places the organism in Eukaryota, Fungi, Basidiomycota, Wallemiomycetes, Wallemiales, Wallemiaceae. Bases 1 to 648 code for a protein of 215 amino acids. The transcript has 2 exons. Gene Ontology annotation, molecular function: GTPase activity; GTP binding. Gene Ontology annotation, biological process: intracellular protein transport; Golgi to plasma membrane protein transport; protein localization to organelle. The record is from RefSeq and is a predicted model, not a curated record. Gene Ontology annotation, cellular component: Golgi apparatus.
AUGUACCAUCUUCUUCGAGGACUCUACACAGAGCUCACACGGCAGACAGAGUACUCGAUACUGGUUAUUGGUUUGAAUGGCAGUGGCAAGACGACGUUCGUUGAGCAUGCUAAAGAGAUGUACACAGGCAAGCCACGCUACGAAUCUGGUCCAACGAUAGGCCAGAAUGUCGUAAAAUUACCCGUCAGUAACACUAUCCUCCAUUUCUGGGAUCUCGGUGGUUCAUCGGAAUUUACAAAUCUGUGGGAUAGGUACUAUGGUGACGCACAGGCUGUACUGUUCUUUAUAGAUGGCACGGACACUCAACGAUUGAAAGAAAGUUGGGAGAUAUUCGAGACACUGAAAACACACAGUGAUCUACAAGGCAUACCAAUAGUAGUGUGUGCAACUAAACAGGAUAAACAAGGUGCCAUGUCUGCAGCUGAUAUUGAGAAAAAGUUCAUCGACUACUCAAACAAUACGCCUAAUAUACCUUACACCAGUCUAAGCAGCUUGAGUGAGAGGCUGGAGAACAGUCACAGUCAUAGCAAUCAACACAACGACGAUAAACGCAAUCUAAUCCUCAACCUCGUCAACACUGAUCAGUCAUCGAUUAAGAGCGUAAUUGAUGCUUUGUUUGUGAGAGUACAAACGUCUCCGAGGGGUUGA